GGGGCUGGGGCUUUCGCGGCGCGAUGGCGGCGGCCUCGUCCAGCGCGGACAUGUUUAACGACAUCGUGAUGGCCGAGGAGAGGUUUCAUGGUGAGGGGUAUCAAGAGGGGUAUGCUGAAGGCAGCCAUAUCGGAGUUGUUGAGGGAAGAAGGUAUGGAUCGCUCCAUGGUGCCAAGAUUGGGUCUGAGAUUGGCUGCUACCUUGGGUUUGCACUGACAUGGCAGUGUCUGCUCCACAAAUGCACAGAUGAAAAGAACAGUAAAAAGAUAAAGGUUCUGGAUUCAUUAAUAGGGAUGAUUCAUAAAUUCCCUUAUGAAGACCCCACUUAUGAUAAGCUUCAAGAAGAUCUGGAAAAAAUCAGAGGAAAAUUUAAACAGGUUUGCUCAAUACUAAAUAUUCAAUCUGAUUUUAGAAUCAGUACUGAAAGAUCGUCACUAACAUUUUGAGUGUAACAGAUGAAGAUAAACAUGGAUGAACAAAGAAGAAAUAUUAAAAGAACACAUAACUGGGAAGUGGUUAUCUACUGCUACUUUAAACAAAAUGAAAACAGUGAACAGGUGCUAAACAUUAAAGAAGGAAGAGAAAAACACUGAGCUUUUAACAGUACUUCUGAUAUGUCCUUUUACAGUUGUUAUCUCCGGGUUUUAUAUAGGAUCACUGAAAUACCAGUGUGUAAACCUAUUAAAUAUCUGCUUUAAUUCCUCGCUAAUCUUGCACUGAUACGGAUUAAUCCUUAAGAGGAAAACGUUUUUUUGCAAUGUUUCCUUAUUUAAAGGAUGUGUAUUAUUUUAAAAGUCUGUAUAUGUAGUUCAGAUUACACCCUGUGUACAUAUUGUACUACACCAUGUGUACAGUAUCUAUUGCCUGUUAAGUUUACAUUAGUGAACAUCUUCAUGGGUAAAGUAUAGGAUUGUAAAUGGAAUAAGAAUAAAUAGGAGAGAGAAUAAGAUACUUGUUCUUAAAGUAGCUACAGCUGAAAACUUGAAAUUUGCUCUUUUUACUAGCUCUGCAGGCUGAUUCAGUAUGCAAAAACCUCAAACAGUUAAGAAUUGUAAGUGAUCAGUAAUAUAAACAUGACUGGCAGAAGAGCUGUGAUACUGAGCUAGUACCUUUUAUCUGGGAAUAGCUUAUUAUUUUCUAGGCUUGAAAGUAUGCUUGUUGGUCUCAUUCAAAAAAUGGAUGCUGUCAGUUUUAUUCAGAUAUAUUAGCUGAAGUGGAAAAAGUUAAGUCAUUUUACCUGAAAGAUAUUUUAUGUUGUGCUGUUAGAUGUCUUUGCACUCCAUUCACAAAUAGUUACAUAAUUGCAGAAGAUCUUUCAUCAAGCUGUAAUGUAGAUGUCUGGCCAGUCUACAUGGCAUAAUGUAGCUUCAUGAAGAGAGAUUUGACUAGCAUGGAUAUCAGAAGCUAUUCACAGGGUAAAUUAUCUCAGAUAAAGACAAUGUGCUAACAUGGCCGUAUCCUUGAAUAGCUCUAUUUUAUGUGAUCUAGACCUCAUUUCUAUUCUACUUGCACUGCUUUUUUAUUAUACAAAAAAAGUAAGCAACUCAAUUUUUUUAAAAAAUGUUCACUGGGCAUUUGCAUCUGGGAUUUGAAAGACAUACACAUUUUCUUCUUUAGCAUUUGUGAUCCAAAAAUUGCAGCAAAAUGUACGUUUUUAUUGAGCGUGCAUGUGCAUAUAUGUGUAUCACUUGAUUCUGAAAUCUUCUACUUUGUCUUCCCUGGAUAUAUCAAUGAGCAGAGACCUUUUUUAAUAACUAACUGCUGGUGUGCAUAGUUCUAAAAGAAGUCUUUUGUGUUUAAGUGUUCAAACAGUCUUGAUAUAUAGAGUUAGGGCCAUCUAGUGGAGGAGGUUGUAAUAUUGUGUAAGAAAUAGAUUGUAAGUAAUGCUUCCUGUAAGGGUGUACAAAUAUUUGUAUAGCUAGAAGCUGCCAAAAUAGAGAGUACAGAAUAUAUGUAUGCAUGAUUCAGCUCUUCUGAUUAUAUGAUAGGCUUCUUUGAAAUAAAGUAGUAUUAAGGUA
Molecule: messenger RNA, 2018 nt
Organism: Rhea pennata
Lineage: Eukaryota; Metazoa; Chordata; Aves; Rheiformes; Rheidae
Gene: LTO1
Product: LTO1 maturation factor of ABCE1
Exons: 5
Coding region: 24-446 (140 amino acids)
Source: RefSeq, a predicted model, not a curated record